This is a messenger RNA of Capsicum annuum, 2012 nucleotides long. Its product is annotated as amidophosphoribosyltransferase, chloroplastic. The transcript has a single exon. Gene Ontology annotation, biological process: purine nucleotide biosynthetic process; purine nucleobase biosynthetic process. Gene Ontology annotation, molecular function: amidophosphoribosyltransferase activity. The record is from RefSeq and is a predicted model, not a curated record. Gene Ontology annotation, cellular component: cytoplasm. The coding region runs from base 125 to 1858 and encodes 577 amino acids. Lineage: Eukaryota; Viridiplantae; Streptophyta; Magnoliopsida; Solanales; Solanaceae.
CGUGAUAUACACACCACAAAAAUUACAUAAAAGGACCAAAACCUAAACCACCUUCUUUGGCUACUCACAUAGCCCUCCCCCCUCUUCCUUUUUUCCAUCCCCCUUGUCUCUGUUUCCCACCACCAUGGCCGCCGCCGCCACUGCCGCCGUCGCCGCCGUGAACAAGCCCCAUAUUUCAUCACCCGUCGACAAACCCUUUUGCUCUCCUUCUCAAAAGAUGCUAUCCUUAGCCACUAAAACCCUCCCUAAACCCUACAACCACCACAGAACUCUCACCACUUGCGCCUCCAAAAACCCAUUAACCGACGUCGUUUACUCGGAUCAACCCGACCCGGAUGGACGUUCAUUCGGGUCGUAUUUCGAUGAUGACGAUAAACCUCGGGAAGAGUGCGGCGUGGUGGGUAUUUACGGUGACUCUGAAGCUUCUCGUCUUUGCUAUUUAGCACUUCAUGCGCUUCAACACCGUGGUCAGGAAGGCGCUGGAAUUGUAUGCGUUAAUGAUAACGUGCUUAAGUCGAUUACUGGUGUUGGGUUGGUGUCGGAUGUGUUUAGCGAGUCGAAACUUGAUCAAUUACCGGGUGAUUUGGCUAUCGGUCAUGUGAGGUAUUCUACUGCUGGUGCAUCUAUGUUGAAGAAUGUUCAACCUUUUGUUGCUAGUUAUAGAUUUGGGUCAGUUGGUGUUGCUCAUAAUGGGAAUUUAGUGAAUUACAAACAACUUCGUGGUGAAUUGGAGGAGAAUGGGUCGAUAUUUAAUACGAGUUCUGAUACGGAAGUGGUUCUUCACCUUAUUGCUAUAUCGAAAGCAAGGCCUUUUCUUUUGAGGAUUGUUGAAGCUUGUGAAAAGAUUGAGGGUGCUUAUUCUAUGGUGUUUGCUACUGAGGAUAAGUUGGUUGCUGUUAGGGAUCCUUAUGGUUUUAGGCCAUUGGUUAUGGGUAGGAGAAGUAAUGGUGCUGUUGUUUUCGCGUCGGAGACGUGUGCUUUGGAUUUGAUUGAGGCUACUUAUGAAAGGGAGGUACUUCCUGGUGAGGUUGUUGUGGUGGAUAAAGAAGGGGUUCAGUCUAUUUGUUUGAUGCCUCAUCCUGAACCUAAAUCUUGUAUCUUUGAGCAUAUUUACUUUGCAUUGCCUAAUUCAGUGGUGUUUGGAAGGUCUGUUUAUGAGUCUAGGCGUGCUUUCGGGGAAAUCCUAGCUACUGAAGCCCCCGUGGAAUGUGAUGUUGUGAUCGCUGUUCCUGAUUCGGGUGUUGUGGCAGCACUUGGUUAUGCUGCUAAAGCAGGGGUUCCAUUUCAACAAGGUUUGAUAAGGUCACACUAUGUUGGUAGGACAUUCAUCGAGCCAUCGCAGAAGAUUAGGGAUUUCGGGGUGAAGCUUAAGCUCUCGCCAGUUAGGGCCGUGUUGGAGGGUAAAAGAGUCGUGGUUGUGGAUGAUUCAAUCGUUAGAGGGACAACCUCGUCCAAGAUUGUGAGGCUGUUAAAGGAGGCAGGCGCGAAAGAGGUUCAUAUGAGGAUUGCAAGCCCUCCGAUUAUAGCUUCUUGUUAUUAUGGAGUCGAUACUCCUAGUUCGGAUGAGUUGAUAUCUAAUAGAAUGAACGUGGAAGAGAUUAGGGAGUACAUUGGAUCGGAUUCACUAGCCUUCCUCCCUAUUGAGAGCUUGAAUAGGUUGUUAGGCGAGGAUUCUAAAAGCUUUUGCUACGCUUGCUUUUCAGGCGAUUAUCCAGUCGAGCCAACAGGCAAAGUUAAAAGGAUUGGGGACUUCAUGGAUGAUGGAUUAAGUGGCGAUAUGGACUCCAUUGAUGGUGGUUGGCUACCAGCAAGUAGUAGGGUUCGGAAAACUAUCGUGAAUGAAGUUAGAACCAUCUAAAUUUUCCUUGUUGCUUUAGUUUUGCCAUGGAUAUUUCGUGCUUAACUAUAGAAAUUUAAUGCUUUUUAAUUCCCCCCUCCUUCUCCCAUAGCCAUGCUCUGUACUUCUAUUUUGGAUGUGACAUCAGAGUUUACACCUUUUUGGCCUUUUCUUA